Messenger RNA from Pseudoliparis swirei, 712 nucleotides. Its product is annotated as molybdopterin synthase sulfur carrier subunit-like. Gene Ontology annotation, biological process: Mo-molybdopterin cofactor biosynthetic process. The transcript is spliced from 4 exons. Gene Ontology annotation, molecular function: molybdopterin synthase activity. Gene Ontology annotation, cellular component: cytosol. The record is from RefSeq and is a predicted model, not a curated record. Lineage: Eukaryota; Metazoa; Chordata; Actinopteri; Perciformes; Liparidae. The coding region runs from base 318 to 617 and encodes 99 amino acids.
CGGUCACAUAACGCACCCGAUGUCACUACGUUUUAUUGUUUUGUUUAAAGUUUCAUCUGAAUCUAUUCCUGAACAUUUAAAUAACUGAAGUUAGCCCAACGGACUGACGUCAUUUGUUUAUUCGUCGUAUGACGCGGGAACAUUACAACACGGGCAACAUAAUACGUUAAAGAGAAUGAAUACAGAGAGAAUAAACAAGAUGGCGCUAGUUGGAACGUCGUAACCGUCAACUACCGUAAAACGUCAGAGAAGAAGAAGUGGAGCCGGAAGUGAGGUUCAGCGGUGAACAGACGGUUCAGGGAAAGUUUCUUCUUCAGAUGUUCAGAACCUCCGGUCUUCUUCAUGAGCGCGCGGGUGAGCUUCACGUGUGUGUGUUGUACUUCGCUAAGAGCGUGGAGCUGACUGGAGUGAAGGAGGAGGAGCUGGUUUCCGUGCCGACACCAAUCAGCAGCCAAGACCUGUGGGAGCUGUUGCUACAGCGACACCCGAGACUCUCUCUCCUGCAGCAUCAGGUGGUGCUGGCGGUGCGUCAGCAGUACGUUGCCAUCGGCGACCAGGUGGUAACCCUGGGAGACGGGGACGAGGUUGCCGUGGUGCCGCCGCUCAGCGGAGGAUAAACACAGUACAACCCGUGAGGACGAGGUGGGCGGCAGGAAGGUGAUUGGUCUAGAGUACGAGGCGUACGAGCUCAUGGCCCAAUCAGAGUUCAGGA